AUGGCCCCUCCGCAAUACAUUAUCAAUGCUCAUAUUUUUGGCGAGACCUAUGACAACGAAGAAGUUGGUUUUCUGUUUAGAAACACUGAGGUUAAACGAUUUUGUUUAAGCAGAAAAGCAAAUUUCAGUUACUUCAAAGGGAGAUUAGAGACGAAGCUUGCAAUGGGUGGUGUAUCCCAGAUUUUUUACCAAUAUCGAUUUCUUCGUGGAGACAACCCGGUCAAGUUUAUCCAAGUUGAGAUCAAAGACGAUGAAGACAUGCAGAAUAUGUUUGCCAAUCAUGAGUAUUCUGGUUACGAAUGCAUAGAACUGUAUGUUACUCUACCAGAAGUUCAAACCACACAAAUGGUUGAGUCACAAGUCAUUGAUGCACUUGGAGACGAGCAAGAAGAGGUCGACGUUGUAGAUGAAGAAGAAGAAGCACCAGAAAUAGAAGUUGAUAACCUGGUAAACGAGGAAAGUGAAGAUGAACCGGAAGUUGUUGUACCACGAGAUCAAGUGCAUAUGCCUCCAGUGCACAUGAGGAACCUGAAUUUUGAUGGGGAUGACGAACCAUCGACUGAUAUUUUCUAUGAUCCAUACACCCAAACAGAUCAACGGUUAAAAGUAGGAGACAAAUUUCGUUCUAAGGAGGCAUGUAUCAUGGCCAUAAAAAGAUUUCAUAUGGCAAACAAUGUUGAUUUUAGAGUUGAUCGCGCCAAUGUCGAAAGGUACAAAAUUUACUGUAGUAACACUGAUUGUGGAUUCAGGUUGCAUGCAUCAUACAGGAAGAGAAGUGACUCAUGGGUUAUAGGAUAUAUUUCCCAAGAUCACACAUGUAUUAACACAAAUGUUUCACAAGAUCACCGUAAGCUCAGUUAUGACAUCAUUUGUCAAGAAAUCUUGCCUCUAGUUGAAAAAGAUCCAUCGUUAAAGGUGAAAACGAUAAUCUCUCAUAUCGUUGCAACGUACAACUACACUCCGUCUUAUAGAAAGGCGUGGCUGGCGAAGACCAAGGCGAUCGAAGUUGUGUAUGGAAAUUGGGAGGAUUCGUAUAAACGACUCCCACAUUUCUUAUAUGCGCUUCAAAUUUAUGCUCCUGGAACUGUUACUAUUUUAGAGACCCUUCCGGCGCAAUCUCCAGACGGAACAUCACUUCAAGGAAAUAUAAAGGACAGGGCUCUUCGGAAGACUCUUGUAAAUGUCGGAUAUGCGUUGACGCAACCGACGUUCCAAUAUUAUCGACAAGAAAUUGUAGCGGCAAAUCCAGAUGCAGGCAGAUGGGUUGACAGUCUUGCUAGAGAGAAAUGGACCAGAUCAUACGACAACGGGAAGCGAUGGGGGCACAUGACUACGAAUCUUGUGGAGUCUAUGAACGGGGUGUUUAAGGGCAUCAGACACCUUCCGAUUACUGCCUUGGUGGAAGCAACAUACUAUAGGAUGGCUUCUCUUUUCGCAAGAAGAGGCAACAGAGACAUGAAAAUUCGUACCUCUGGGUAUAUGAGACGGAUAGCUUAA
Messenger RNA from Vicia villosa (hairy vetch), 1497 nucleotides. RefSeq lists its product as uncharacterized. Lineage: Eukaryota; Viridiplantae; Streptophyta; Magnoliopsida; Fabales; Fabaceae. The transcript is spliced from 3 exons. The record is from RefSeq and is a predicted model, not a curated record. The coding region runs from base 1 to 1497 and encodes 498 amino acids.